AAAUAAAGAAAUUAAGGAAUAGAAAGAAAUUAAUCGCUUGGAUCGUAUAUCAACGUCCAAUCUCCGGGAAAAGAGAAGGUUCCAUCGGAACAAUUAUUUAUUUCAAGGUACCCCGUUUCUCUUUUUUCUUUAAAAAAGAAAAAAAAGAGAGGAAGUGUGGGGAGAAAUGAUAAGAAGAUAUUGGAACAUUAAUUUGGAAGAGAUGAUGAAAGCAGGAGUUCAUUUUAGUCAUGGUACUAGAAAAUGGAAUCCGAGAAUGGCACCUUAUAUCUCUACAAAGCGUAAGGGUAUUCAUAUUACAAAUCUUACUAGAACUGCUCAUUUUUUAUCAGAAGCUUGUGAUUUAGCUUUUGAUGCAGCAAGUAGGAGAAAACAAUUCUUAAUUGUUGGUACCAAAAAUAAAGCAGCGGAUUCAGUAGCACGAGCUGCAAUAAGGGCUCGAUGUCAUUAUGUUAAUAAGAAAUGGCUCGGCGGUAUUUUAACGAAUUGGUCCACUACAGAAACUAGAAUUCAAAAGUUUAGGGACUUGAGAAUGGAACAAAAGACAGGUAGACUCAACCGUCUUCCGAAAGGAGAUGCGGCUCGAUUAGAGAGACAGUUAGCUCACUUGCAAACAUAUCUGGGUAGGAUUAAAUAUAUGAUGGGGUUACCCGAUAUUGUAAUAAUCGUUGAUCAGCAAGAAGACUAUACAACUCUUCGGGAAUGUAUCACGUUGGGAAUUCCAACGAUUUGUUUAAUUGAUACAAACUGUGACCUGGAUCUCGCAGAUAUUUCGAUUCCAGCGAAUGAUGAUGCUAUAGCUUCAAUCCGACUAAUUCUUAAUAAAUUAGUAUUUGCAAUUUGUGAGGGUCAUUCUAGCUAUAUAUGAAAUCCCUGAUUAAUAAUAAGAUAGAGUAAUAAUAAGAUAAAUUAAUUAUUUUGUGAAUUCCAUAGCAUAGAUUUAUGGAAUCGGUUACUAUUUCUGAAUCGUACAAAAGAGAUAAAAAUAACUGGGUAUAUUAUGUGAUUUGUCGGUAUCUAAAAUA
Molecule: messenger RNA, 1025 nt
Organism: Ricinus communis (castor bean)
Lineage: Eukaryota; Viridiplantae; Streptophyta; Magnoliopsida; Malpighiales; Euphorbiaceae
Product: 30S ribosomal protein S2, chloroplastic-like
Exons: 1
Coding region: 167-868 (233 amino acids)
Biological process (GO): translation
Cellular component (GO): mitochondrial small ribosomal subunit; ribosome
Molecular function (GO): structural constituent of ribosome
Source: RefSeq, a predicted model, not a curated record